Molecule: messenger RNA, 1473 nt
Organism: Lecanosticta acicola
Lineage: Eukaryota; Fungi; Ascomycota; Dothideomycetes; Mycosphaerellales; Mycosphaerellaceae
Source: the annotation of a GenBank genome assembly
AUGACCGACGCCAACGCGACCACCAAACCAGACCCGCCCACCCGCUCUGCGACGAUGGGCAGCACCAGCACCGCUCUCCCCCCUUCCGCCGCUGCCAGACAACGUCUUCCGCAGAGGAGCGCGACCGCCUCACCCUCGCCGAGGCCCGAUCCGCUGCUCCGACGGCGAUCUUCGCUCUUGUCGUACUCCAGCAUCGAGGAUGUGUCGCAAUCGUUUGCAGACGAGAUCAUCAACCCGCGCAUGGGCAGGCGACGAGGCGGACACGAUGAGAACCAACUUACCCAUUGGCAGUCGUCCCCGCUGGCGUUUGCCAUUCUGCCCGCGAUCGGCGGAUUGCUGUUCAAGAACGGUUCUGCGUUCGUGACGGACGCCCUGCUGCUGGGCUUGGCUGCGAUAUUCUUGAAUUGGAGCAUCAGGUUGCCGUGGGAUUGGUAUUGCUCUGCUCAAGAGCUGAGGCGCGAUGUGGAGCCAAGUACGGAUGCUGUCCCGACAGACGUGGAGGACGAGACGGCUGCGGAGAGUGCUUCGUCGGCGGGGAGCUCGCCCACUCCUCCGUCCAGACGUCGGCAAGAGGGCACAGAGAGAGGCAAAGAUGCGCCCACACAGGAUGUCGCGAAGCGAGAAGAGGCUGCUGGAGAACUGCGUCGACAAGAGCUUCUGGCAUUGGGAGCGACCUUCGUCUUCCCGGCCUUGGCAGCCUACCUUCUUCACAUCAUCCGCGCACAACUCACGACCGCGUCGACUGUCCUGGUCUCCGACACCAACCUAUCUAUCUUCCUCCUGGGGGCCGAGAUUCAACCCUUCAGGCAGCUCAUCCGUCUGGUCUCGAGACGGACGCUCUAUCUCCAACGUGUUGUGACCGGACUCGAUGACCCUCUCGCUUCCGCGGUAGGGGAGAAGCAUAGGGUCUCGACCCUCGCGAGUCGCAUACAGGAGCUGGAAUCCAAGUUGGCAGACAACACUCUCGUUCCCCAGACCACAGCCAUGGCGCAGAAGACGGAUAUCAACGACCUGUCCGCGGAGAUCAGGAAACGCUAUGAACCGCGCGUUGAAGGUCUCGAGCGGGCAGUCCGCCGCUACGAGAAGCGCCAGACGACCAUUGCCAUUCAGAUCGAACAGCGACUGCAGCUGCUCGAAUCCCGCACCCAAGACGCCGUCAGCCUGGCCGCCGCCGCAGCACAGAACUCUCGGAACCGCGGCGUGGUCGGCAACGCAUUCACCACUCUCGUCGCCAUCGUCAUGCUACCCCUCCGUCUUGCUCUCCAAAUCUGUCUCUGGCCCUUGAAAGCCUUGGACGACAUGUACCUUCGACUCAAAACUCUGCUCCUGGGCCCCGGGCCGCCGCGCUCUGCCAAGCGCAAGAGCAGCAGGCGCGACGGCAGUGCCAAUAGGGACGAUGGCAGAGCGAGAGAUCUUAGAGAUAAGGUACCUACUUCUUCUUCUUCAUCGUCAUCUGCGAAAAGAAUUCGCUAG